AAGUACUAUUUAUUACUUUGUCCUCUUUUGUUCCUCUGCUUCUUCUUUUUGGGGUCACUCAAUUCUUCAUGAUUCUUGAAUUUGUUAAAUUGCUGCUAGUGUUGUUCAUUGUUCAAUCCAUUUAAAGGGUGUUGAGGAAAAGUGUUUCCAAGAUGUGGGGUUGAGGAAUGGGAACACAAGUGCACUACAAAGGAUUCCUACCAAGCUAUUACUCUAUGAAGGACCUUAAUGAGGAUUCUAACAGCAGCAGUUGGACCCCAUCUUAUGGAGAUAAGACAUUACCAAACGGGCAAUAUUGUAAUGGUUUCACCCCGAGGACUACAACUAAUGCAUAUCCAGGGUAUGAUAAGGACAUUCUAAAGCAGACAAUGCUUGAACACGAGGCCAUAUUCAGGAAUCAGGUGGUGGAACUUCAUCGCCUUUACAGAAUUCAAAGGGACAUGAUGGACGAAUUUAAAAGGAAGGAAAUGCAUAAAUAUCGCUCAUCAAUGGAGCCAUCAUGUUCAUCCAGUCACCUAGGACCUCAAGUACCAUCUGAGGAUGUUCGGAAAUGGCACAUCGCAAACUUUCCGUUGGAAAAUUCUAGUUAUACUAGACCAUCUACAUCUGGUACUGAAAAUGUUAAUUCUCCCUUUAGUUCUUCAAAAGGAGAUGUUGUACAGCCUGGUCGAGUUCAAAUGCAAAAUGGUUAUUCUUCGAAAGCCUGUGAUAUUUUGGAGGCUAGGCCCUCAAAGGUCCGGAAAAUGUUGUUUGAUCUUCACCUUCCAGCCGAUGAUUACAUAGAUACAGAAGAUGGUGGGCAGUUGCGAGAUAAUGCAGGAUCUUUACAUCCUAGUUAUCCUGUUAAUGGAAAUUAUGUAGUUCCUCAAGAGAAUGGAAAAAAAAAUUUUCUUGGUGUUGAUGGGGCUGCAAAAGGUGAUAGCCGAAAAGAUGCUUCAACAUCCAAUUCAUGUUUGAGAAGCUCAAUUGGGUUGGCUGACCUAAAUGAACCAGCGCAGCUUGAUGAAGCAACUGAUCCUGUUGAUUUUCUUGGUUACGGUAAUAAUCAUAAAGAGACUAGAAGCAUAAAUGCUUCUGCAAAAUCAAAUCCACCAUUUGUGGCUUUGCCUUGGAAUUCCAAUUGUGCCAGCCCAAAUGAGUCUUUAAGUAACCUAUACAAUCGCAGUAGAGGCAAAGAGAGGGAGUGGUUGGUUUCGGCAUAUGAAACCGGUAAUAUCAAAGGUAGCUCAGUUUCAUUACCAAGAGGUCUCGAAGAAGAAAAGAUCCCUGCAGCUUCCCAUCAAGCACCAGUAAUGAUUAACAAAGCCUAUCAAGCUCCGGGCGCUCAUCUAGUUCACCAUAUUAAGGAUGGCAUUUGGAAAGAUAGAACAGGACAUAGUUUAGAUAUGUCUCACAGAAAUGGUGAGCAGUCUAAUUAUACUCAAGUGGGACCAUUUGUUACUUCCAAGAUGGCUAGUCCAUUUCCAUGUGCAAGUUCCUCUGAAUUUAGCAGUUCGUGGCCGCAUUCUGUCUCUUCUUGGGAGAAGCCAAACGGUAGCUUUACUCAGAGGUUAUCCUCAUUGCAUACAAACUCAUUUUUCAACUCAUCUGCAGCAGUUGGUAUGGGUUCACAGUCAUCUCAGAGACAAAUUGGAGACUAUUGGCAAGCUAAUGGUGGCAGUUCUAGGGUGCGUCCAGGCUGUCCCAGUGGGAUACCCAACCGAAAUGUUUUCUACCAUGGGUCCUCAUCUGGGACAAAAGAAUCACCAAUUCACGUCCCUUCAGGUGCUUUUGACUCUUUGAGCUACAUUAAGGGGGACCGGUUUACAUCUGAACAUUCCUCUAAUAAUGCAUGCGAGAAUUUUCUCAUUAGUUCUAACAAUACGGAUGUGAAAUCUGCAAAAGGUUUCAACUUAAAUGUGCUAGCAACAAGUGCACUCAGUGAGGAACCUCCCAGGCAAGAUGUUGAGUUUAGUAAUGAAAAAAGAGAGCGUCAAGACCCUGUGACAGUUUUGCCGUGGCUUAAAGCUAAAGCAAAUUAUAAAAAUGAGGACGUCAAUACAAGGAUAGGUGGAACUUCAGCAGAUUCAGGAUUUGUCCAGGCUUACUCAAACUCUCCUUUCUGCCAGAGUGAUCCAUCAGCUUUGGAACAUCACCAUAUGAAGACCGCAAAAGAAGUGUGCGAGAUGGGACAUGUAAGAAAAAUUCUUGGUGUUCCAAUCCUCGAUAUUCCCGUUGCUUCCAGAAAUGAGUCGUCAUCAUCACUUGUUUUUGCUUCUGCUAAUCUUCGUACCUCUCCUGAGAGAAAAACUAUCAAACAAGAGAGGAGUAUGGUGAUCGACAUUAACGUGGCUUGUGACCUUUCUAUGCUUGAGGCUGAGGAACCUUAUGUUGUAGAACAAAUUGCUACUAAGAAAGUGAUGGAGACAAAAGCUAUGAACAUCAGGAAUCACUUUGAUUUGAACUCAUGUAUUACUGAGGAUGAAGAAGAACCAGUUUCUGCUGUAACCGAUAAGGCCAGUGUGAAGACUAUUCUGGAUAUAGACCUCGAAGCCCCUGUACUUAUGGACAAUGAACAAGAUGAUUUGCCUGGAGAAGACGAUGAGAAGCAACAUGAGGCAUCUUCGCAGCUGCCUAACCAUAAACCUGAGCAAACACAGGAGGAAUUACUCAGGACUGCAGCAGAAGCAAUAGUUGCCAUCUCAUCAUCCACUCAUUGCAUCUCGACUGAGGAAAGACACAGUGAUACGUCUGAUGAUCCUCUGACAUCUCUUCGAUGGUUUGUUGAUGUGGUCUCUUCUUGUGCAACCGAGCUAGAUAGUACUCCAUCUGCUAAAGAAAUUACAUGCAAGAACACCAACAUGAUGGUUACACAUAGUGCUUUUAAGGAAAUUGAUUACUUUGAAGCAAUGACAUUGCAAUUAACAGAGACCAAGGAGGAAGACUACAUGCCCAAGCCAUUUGUUCCUGAAGUCCAAACAGUGGAAGAUGCAGGAGCCAGUUCACUAACAAACCGACCCCGAAGAGGGAAUGCAAGGAGGGGAAGACAGCGGAGGGACUUCCAAAGGGAUAUCCUUCCCGGUCUAGCUUCAUUGUCAAGGCAUGAGGUGACCGAAGACAUUCAGAUAUUUGGAGGGUUGAUGAGAGCAACAGGCCAUACUUGGAACUCCAGUUUGACAAGAAGGAAUGGGACAAGAAAUGGAGGUACUAGGGGAAGGCGGAAAAAAGUUGUGGACACCAGUACCCCAGCCCCGGUUUUGACCACAACAACAACGAGUUCUCCACUAACACACCAACUUAAUAACAUUGAAGCCAGUUUGGAAGACAAUAAAAGCCUAACAGGGUGGGGAAAGACACCUAGACGCCCUCGGAGACAAAGAUGCCCUGCAGGCACUCCUUCGGCUGUCCUGUUAACUUAAAACACAGGGAAAACGAGGCUGUAAUUUCAUCCAUUCAUCGCUCAUAGAGUGACAUUAACCGAUUAACGGAUUUAGGGAGCUUCUUUUAUGAAUUUCAGGAGUGAAUUUUUUAGCUGCAUGGGGAUUGUUGUUGUACAUGUCUUUGUUCUUGCUCCAUAAUUUGGAGCCCCCAUUAUUAUGUUUCUGCCAUUGGAUCUACUGACCCUGUAUUCAGCAAGAUGCUGCAUAAUGUCUUGUGCUAUUAGCAUUUUAUUAAUGCUAUUCAGUGAAUGUUGUUGGCUUCCA
Molecule: messenger RNA, 3683 nt
Organism: Solanum verrucosum
Lineage: Eukaryota; Viridiplantae; Streptophyta; Magnoliopsida; Solanales; Solanaceae
Exons: 4
Coding region: 168-3398 (1076 amino acids)
Source: RefSeq, a predicted model, not a curated record